CCUGGAGUUACCUCAAAAUUUGAUUUGUCUUUAUCUGAUUUGUGAGCUUUUUGGUUUCUAUGAUCUGAAGGAUUGACUUGAAAUUCACGUUUCACUGGUUCUAAAAUUUAGGGUUGUUGCUUCGUUUUGCUUAGUUCUGAGGGAAAAAGAGAAAGAGGAAAAAAAAUAGAACAAUUGUGUCUUAGUAAUUUGUAUUUUGUACUAUCUAAUGAUGAAUUUAUGAAGUUUAUUCUGCUGUUGUGGUUAGUCUUUUUGAUUUUGAACUAUCUAGAGUAGAAGAAAUGGUUGGAACUAUCAGCGGUAAACAUUUACGGUUGUAAUUGAUUACUUCUGAACUCAUAAAAAAUAAUUAGUAUUAACAUUUUUUUCCUUUUUCUUUUCUGUCUCAAUUCUCAUGCUCUAAUAAAUGCUUGGAAAAAAAAAUGAAGAUGAUGCCUUUGCAGCUACUCUCUUUUUUGUUUGGAAAAUCCUUUCUAAGAGAGCUGAAGGAUGGGUCAAGCACUUGGUUGCUAUCAAGUUGACCAGUCAAAUGUGGCUAUCAAGGAGCAUUUUGGAAAAUUUGAUGAAAUUCUGGAGCCUGGAUGCCAUUGCUUGCCUUGGUGUCUUGGUUAUCAGAUAGCUGGUGCACUAUCAUUACGAGUGCAGCAGCUUGAUGUUCGUUGCGAAACGAAAACCAAGGACAAUGUAUUUGUCACUGUGGUUGCGUCCGUGCAAUACCGAGCUGUGGCUGACAAAGCAUCUGAUGCCUUCUAUAGGCUUUCAAACACAAGGGGGCAGAUCCAAUCAUAUGUUUUUGAUGUUAUUCGGGCCAGUGUGCCAAAAUUAGAGUUGGAUGCGGUGUUUGAACAAAAGAAUGAUAUAGCAAAGUCUGUUGAGGAGGAGCUUGAGAAGGCCAUGUCUACCUAUGGAUAUCAGAUAGUCCAGACCCUGAUUGUGGAUAUCGAACCUGACACUAAUGUUAAGAGAGCCAUGAAUGAGAUCAAUGCAGCUGCUAGACUGAGGGUGGCUGCAAAUGAGAAAGCUGAAGCAGAAAAGAUUCUGCAAAUCAAGAAAGCUGAGGGAGAGGCAGAGUCCAAAUAUCUGUCGGGACUCGGUAUAGCUCGCCAACGCCAGGCCAUUGUGGACGGGUUGAGGGACAGCGUCCUUGCGUUCUCCGAAAAUGUGCCUGGAACAACGGCCAAGGAUGUGAUGGACAUGGUACUGGUGACUCAGUACUUUGAUACUAUGAAGGAAAUCGGUGCAUCUUCAAAGUCCUCAUCGGUGUUCAUACCUCACGGCCCUGGUGCAGUGAGGGACAUUGCUACGCAGAUUCGAGACGGCCUCCUUCAGGGAAAUGCCUCACAGAACUUAAUUUAAAGCUUUUGCCAGGAAUUGUAAAAGUGACAAGAUAAUGUGCAUGUUAGUUUUUCUUUCUGGGUGAAUACUCAUUGUGAAUGCUUGGUGUCCAUGCUUAUAUUGUUUUAUAAAAUAGUAAGAGUGAAUAGGAGAAACUCUAGUAUGCUAUAACAUAUGCUUAUAUUCAAUUUUGAAUGUAUAGUUUGAUGACAAUCAUAUAUCAAAAUUGCUUGGCAAUCGUAUUAUUAUUAUUAUGAAA
This is a messenger RNA of Arachis stenosperma, 1594 nucleotides long. Its product is annotated as hypersensitive-induced response protein-like protein 2. The transcript has 6 exons. Lineage: Eukaryota; Viridiplantae; Streptophyta; Magnoliopsida; Fabales; Fabaceae. The record is from RefSeq and is a predicted model, not a curated record. The coding region runs from base 490 to 1356 and encodes 288 amino acids.